Messenger RNA from Drosophila pseudoobscura, 1505 nucleotides. RefSeq names its product C-type lectin 37Db-like. The record is from RefSeq and is a predicted model, not a curated record. Lineage: Eukaryota; Metazoa; Arthropoda; Insecta; Diptera; Drosophilidae. Gene Ontology annotation, molecular function: signaling receptor activity. The transcript has 2 exons. The coding region runs from base 898 to 1386 and encodes 162 amino acids.
ACUUUGAUUUAGAUGGUAAAUCCUUUCAAAAGAUUGCUUUCGAAAUGGGUAAAUAAUAAGAUUCGAGGCCCAGUUUUCAGAGUCCAAAAUUGAAUACUUUGGAGUUACAGAGCCAAAGUGGUUGAGAUAGAUAACAGGUAGCAUCCGAAUCAGGGUUCUAGCUGUAUGUGAGUUAUGAUGAACUCCACAAUUCAAGAGACCUGAAGCUGCAGAUGGACUGGAUACAGGAAUCCAUUAAGUGACUCCGUCAAAUAAGUUUGAGACCGUUCCAGAUUUGGGUGAACUUAUCCCUGUUAAGAUAUCGAAGUAGACCCCUCUCUCUCGCACCAUAUCCAAAUGUGAUAUCAAUUUUUGCGCUGCUGCCAUAAUGCACUCUAGCCUUACUCUCCUGAUGCUCGUCAAUUCGCCCACACUUUAGUUACAUCGAUGCCCAGGAGGGCUUUUCCUUCGCACACACGCACACAGCUCGAACACAUCCACAUCCAUAGAGAGCAGUCAUAUGCAGGACUCCCCCAUUAGGUCGUGCCCAUAGCCCAUGACAGAGUCGGUUUACUCGUGGCAGUGUGUCCGUGCGCUGUGGCCAGUGGGUUGGAAAUUGCUUUAAUAUACCGGAAAUUGCAGGAGAGUUGCAUAAAUUGACACGAAACGCCCGCGGGCACAAUUCGGGCCAUCCAAUGUAAUCAGCAUUUCAGACAUCAGCGCAGAAAACGAAAGUAUUGCCCACUCCACCUCGAGGUCUUAUCGAUUGGGGACUGCGGACUGGGGGCCGCCCCUAAUUUCCAUCAGUCGAUGCCGCGACUCGAGUAAAUAUGCAGAACAAAGAAGGCCCAACGUUGGUCUUCUAUAUAAAUCAGAAAAUUACCUGAGUAGAACAUCACUCGAUCCACACACUAAGAGAUGAAACUAUUUGCUUCGGCUUUGGGGCUUCUUCUCAGCCUGGCUGCUAUGAGCUUGUCUCGCGUCGAGGGUUUCAACUGCACGCUGCCAUUGACCAGAGUAGGGGAGAAGCAUUACUUUGUGGAGAGCAAGGAUAAGCUCACCUGGUACGAUGCCAACGAGCGCUGCAUUCGGUCGGGCCUCCAGCUGGCCACCGUUGACUCCGAGUACAAGUUCACUGAGCUGACCGACUUCUUGACGAGCAUGGGCUAUCGCGCCGACUGGAUCUGGAUUGGGGGCUUUGGCCGGCAGGGCAGCUGGCUGCAGUUUGGUCCUGCCCGGCCCCUGCCCUAUGCCAAAUGGUACAUCAGCCAGCCGGACAACCUGAACAGCGAGAACUGCAUGAACCUAUAUCGCAUCGGGGAGCCCUGGUUCAUGAACGAUUACUCCUGCCGUGUCAAGCUCUCGUACAUCUGUGAACUCGACUCGACAAGAGUGUAUAUCAACUGAUUUGGAAAUAUACAUAUAUAUUCGAGCUAAAAGAUUUACUUUGAAUUUGAUUGAGGGAUGCGAGGGAUCCCUAGGUCCUGCAAGUUACCUAUUAUUAUAAAGGUAUCCCGAAAUGCAAA